Messenger RNA from Lethenteron reissneri (Far Eastern brook lamprey), 5987 nucleotides. RefSeq names its product glutamate receptor ionotropic, kainate 2-like. Gene Ontology annotation, biological process: monoatomic ion transport. Gene Ontology annotation, molecular function: signaling receptor activity; ligand-gated monoatomic ion channel activity. Gene Ontology annotation, cellular component: membrane. Lineage: Eukaryota; Metazoa; Chordata; Hyperoartia; Petromyzontiformes; Petromyzontidae. The record is from RefSeq and is a predicted model, not a curated record.
UCCACCAUGCACGCAGGAGCACAGGCGACGCCGCGAGGGGAGCGCACGAACGACACAAGCGCCACCAUUCAGCGGCUGCUCUUCACGCCUGCGGCUUCGCAGAGAUAUCCACUCGUCGCCUCUUCCUCCUCCUCAUCCUCCUCCUCCUCUCCUCCUCUUCUUCGUCCCAGAGUCUCCUCCUCAUCCAAUUCUUCCGCCCUUGCCGGACCGCUGGCUGCGAGCUGCUAACGAAUUGGAAGGCUUCCCAAGCACGCUCCCUCCUCCUCAGUAUCCUUCUCCUUCGUCCUGAACGCCACACAACCACCACCACAACCACCACCACCACCACGACUACUACUACUACUACAUGGCUGCGCUUGGACACACGGCCGUGAGCGCAGCGGUGUUGUUUGGGCGUGAAUGACUCGCAGGGGUUGUUAGCCUCACCCCAUCACCACCACCAGCAGUACUUGCACCAGCCGUGCAAUCUCUACAGCCGCAAAGUCCCACAACUGUGAUAUCUUGAACCCUCCCCAUCUCCUUGUAGUAAUAAUAAUAAUCAUCAACAUCAUCAUCAUCAGCAGCAGCAUCAUCAUCAGCAGCAGCAUCAUCAUCAUCAGCAGCAGCAGCAGCAGCAGCAGCAUCAUCAUCAGCAGCAGCAUCAUCAUCAUCAGCAGCAGCAGCACUGGCUACAAAGAACCGCUCAGGAUGAGCCGCCGUCCCUUCCCAGCCCGUCGGAUACGGUUCAAUUCCGGACUGCGAGUGUUGGUGUGGCUGUUCUGCAGCGGGCUGUCCGUGGCUAUGCCGCACGUUCUGAGAAUAGGCGGAAUCUUUGAGACGGUGGAGGGAGGCCCCGCGAGCGCCGAGGAGAUCGCCUUCAAGUUCGCCGUGAACAGCAUCAACAGGAACCGGACGCUGCUGCCCAACACCACGCUCACGUACGACAUCCAGAGGAUUAACAUCUACGACAGCUUUGAAGCCUCGCGCAAAGCAUGCGACCAGCUGUCCCUGGGGGUGGCCGCCAUCUUCGGACCUUCUCACUCGGCGUCGGCGAGCUCCGUGCAGUCGAUCGCCAACGCGCUCGAGGUGCCCCACAUCCAGACGCAGUGGAAGCCGCAGCCGUCGAGCAGCCGGGACACGUUCUUCGUGAACCUGUACCCCGACUACGCGUCCGUGAGCCGCGCCGUGCUCGACCUGGUGCAGUCCUACAAGUGGAAGAGCGUCACGGUGGUGUACGAGGACAGCACGGGCCUCAUUCGACUCCAGGAGUUGAUCAAGGCGCCGUCGCAGCUCAACCUGAAACUGAAAAUUCGCCAGCUCCCGCCGGACACGCGUGACACCAAGCCGCUGCUGAAGGAGAUGAAACGAGGCCGCGAGUUUUAUCUCAUCUUUGACUGCGGCCACGAGACGGCGGCUGAGAUCCUGCGACAGGCUAUGGCAAUGGGAAUGAUGACGGAGUAUUACCACUACAUAUUCACCACCCUGGACCUGUUUGCCCUGCAUCUCGACAACUACCGCUACAGCGGAGUCAACAUGACGGGCUUCCGCCUCAUGAGCCUUGACGACUCCCGUGUCUCCUCCGUCAUGGAGCGCUGGACCAUGGAGCGCCUCGCUCCCACGCGGCCCGAGUCCGGCCUCGUGCACGGGGUCAUGACGACCGACGCUGCCCUCAUGUACGACGCGGUGCACGUGGUCUCGCUGGCCUCCCAGCGCUCCACGCAGAUGACCGUCAGCUCCCUGCAGUGUCACCGACACAAGCCUUGGAGGUUCGGCGCUCGCUACAUGCAGGCCAUCAAGGAGGCUCAGUGGGAUGGCAUCACCGGCCGGAUUGCAUUCAACCAGAGCAACGGACUGCGCACAGACUUCGACCUGGACGUGAUCAGCCUGAAGGAGGAAGGGCUGGAGAAGGCGAUUAGUGAGGUGGUGCAAGGGCCUCAUAAAACAGUUUGGACGAAGAUAGGCACGUGGGACACGGUCACGGGACUGAAGAUGCUUGAGGCCAACAAGGACAAGUCCGUCAACGUGACGGACUCGCUGUCCAACCGGACUCUCAUUGUCACCACGAUACUGGAAGGGCCGUACACCAUGUUCAGGAAGUUGCACAGAACUCUUCGUGGCAACGAGCGCUUCGAGGGCUACUGCAUGGACCUGCUCAGGGAGCUCUCCAAAAUCCUGGGCUUCACCUACGAGGUCAAGCUGGUGGACGACGAGAAAUACGGCUCGCAGGACGAGAACGGCCAGUGGAACGGGAUGGUGCGCGAGCUUGUUGAUCACAAAGCUGACCUGGCUGUUGCACCCCUCACCAUUAACUACAUGCGGGAGAAGGCCAUCGAUUUCUCCAAGCCAUUUAUGACGCUGGGAAUCAGCAUUUUGUACCGCAAGCCCAACGGAACCAACCCAGGAAUAUUUUCAUUUCUCAAUCCCCUCUCACCCGACAUCUGGAUGUAUAUUCUGUUGGCUUACUUGGGCGUCAGUUGUGUGCUGUUUGUCAUUGCAAGGUUCAGUCCGUACGAGUGGUACAACCCCCACCCGUGCAACCCGGACUCGGACGUGGUGGAGAAUAACUUCACGAUGCUCAACAGCUUCUGGUUCGGAGUGGGAGCCCUCAUGCAGCAAGGUUCGGAGUUGAUGCCCAAGGCCCUGUCGACGCGCAUUGUGGGCGGCAUCUGGUGGUUCUUCACCCUCAUCAUCAUCUCGUCCUACACGGCCAACCUGGCCGCCUUCCUCACCGUCGAGCGCAUGGAGUCGCCCAUCAGCUCCGCCGACGACCUCGCCAAGCAGACGCGCAUCGAGUACGGGGCCGUGCGUGACGGAUCCACCAUGACCUUCUUCAAGAAAUCCAAGAUCUCGACGUACGAGAAGAUGUGGGCCUUCAUGAGCAGCCGCCAGACGGCGCUCAUGAAGAACAACGAAGAGGGCAUCCAGCGCGUCCUCACCACGGACUACGCGAUGCUCAUGGAGUCGACCAACAUCGAGUACGUGACUCAGCGCAACUGCAAUCUCACGCAGAUCGGCGGACUCAUCGACAACAAGGGCUACGGCAUCGGCACGCCACUGGGCUCCCCGUACCGGGACAAGAUCACCAUCGCCAUCCUGCAGCUGCAGGAAGAGGGCAAGCUGCACAUGAUGAAGGAGAAGUGGUGGCGUGGCAAUGGCUGCCCCGAGGAAGACAGCAAUGAGGCGAGCGCUCUGGGCGUGCAGAACAUCGGCGGCAUCUUCAUCGUGCUCGCCGCCGGUCUCGUCCUCUCCGUCUUCGUCGCCAUCGGGGAGUUCGUCUACAAGGCGCGGAGGAAUGCCAAGAUCGAGAAGCAGAGUGAAGCGGAGGGUCCCGGUGCUCAUCCGCGUCGAGGACUCGCUCAACAUGCACACCUUCAACGACCGCCGGCUGCCGGGGAAAGAGACGAUGGCGUGACUCGGCACGGCGGGAUGGCGAGGCCGGCGAGCGGUGACGGCCGUUUGCCGACGUCGACCGACCUCUCUCCCCGCAGCAGCAGCAGCAGCAGCGGCGGCGACGGCUCCGUCUCGGCCUCGACCUCGUCCACACACUCUGGCACCGAGCCUCCUCCGCAUCGGAUUUUCUGUGAAAACGUUGCGUCCGCCACCUGCCCCCGCCCGAAGGGUUUCGAUCUCGGAGCGAUGCCCCCGGUGAGCCCGUGUAGAUAGAGGGACUGCGGCGAUGACGACGACGACGAUGGUGGCAGCGGUGGCGUCGACUGGAACUUGGCAUUGUCGAGGACGUUUUUGAGUGUGAAAUGAAGCAAAGUGAAGCGGAUGGAACAACAGCAGCAGCAGCGGACAUGCUAAAUGAACACUUAAAGGAAUUUACUUUAAAAACAAGAAAUCACUCACGUAACAAACUUAAACAAAAUAAGGACAUGUUUGUGGUUGUAGUUAUUGUUUGACGAAAAUGCUUCUUUAGUUUUGUUAUGUUUUUUUUUGUUCUUCUUUGCAAGUGAAAACAAAUUCAUUUUAGGUACAGUAGUUGCGUUCUGAACACUGCUCGUUUGUUUAAAAUACAACGUUGAGUGAGAAUGUCCGAUGGUGAAAAUGAUGAACUGUUCAUUCAUUGGUAUACAUACACUCUGCUUGCUACAAUAAGUUUGUUAUUACCGUUAUUAUUGCUACUAUGAUGAUAAUGUUGUUAUUGCACCCGAGAUGAAUUACCCAUGGUAUUUUGUUCCAACAUGGAUUGUAAGAGUUUUAUUUAAGAGCACUAUAUUACACUAUAUUUAUAUGGUUGAGUGGCGGUCAAAUGAUUUUUGAGAAUGGGGGCAUUUAUUGAAAAAAGUCACAACCUAAUGUCGGACCUUGUUCCAAAGUCCUUCUCUAUGUGGUAAUCAUGUGGUGGAAUAAGUGCGUCGAUGUUGGGUGGCUACACUAUUAAAACAGAAUUAGUGAGUCGGUGCUUCUGAUUAAUUUACCAUUCUAAAACAGUUUUCGCUAUCUUUUCGUAUUAUGUAUAUGGAAAAAAAAAAUCCGAAUUUUUUUGAAUGUGUGUUAUCCAUCUCAUCGAGUUGUCGCUACGAUUUUUUUUCGUGGUGUUAUUUUUUUUUGUCUGUUGGAACUAAAAUAUUUCUCCCGUUAUGGUUAAUAGACCGUUAAAAACCCAUUUUACGCUCAUUAUGACAGGAAUGACGAUUGUUUUAAAACGAAGGAAGACAUCGCUUGGUUAUUUGCAUCCUAAUUUGAAGCAGAGUUGUGUUAAUGGAACUGUGGGAUGGCAAUAACGCUUGACGUGCCACGCGCAUACGAACGAGAGCAGGGGGGGGGGGAAAUCUAUCUUUUAAAUGUUGCCCGGUCGUAGGGAAAACAGAUUUGGGACAGAAAAUCCUGUCGGUGAUUUUGGCUGGAAAAUUUUACGCUGAUUUGGGAUGGAAAAUCCUGAUGGUGAUUUGGGAUGGAAAAUCCUGACGCUGAUUUGGGAUGGAAAAUCACGUUAGUCACGUUCGUGAUUUUGGCUGGAGAAUUUUUACGCUGAUUUGGGAUGGAAAAUCCUGAUGGUGAUUUGGGAUGGAAAAUCCCGUCGGUGAUUUUGGCUGGACAAUUUUACGCUGAUUUGGGAUGGAAAAUCCUGAUGGUGAUUUGGGAUGGAAAAUUCUGACGCUGAUUUGGGAUGGAAAAUUCUGACGCUGAUUUGAGAUAGAAAAUCACGUUAUCACCAGCCAAAAUCACUGACGUGAUUUUCCAUCGUGAUUCUGGCUGGAUAAAUUUAACGCUGAUUUGGGAUGGAAAAUCCUGAUGGUGAUUUGGGAUGGAAAAUCCUAUCGGUGAUUUUGGCUGGACAAUUUUACGCUGAUUUGGGAUGGAAAAUCCUGAUGGUGAUUUGGGAUGGAAAAUCCUGACGCUGAUUUGGGAUGGAAAAUCACGUCAUCACCAGCCAAAAUCACUAACGUGAUUUUCCAUCGUGAUUCUAGCUGGAGAAAUUUAACGCUGAUUUGGGAUGGAAAAUCCUGAAGGUGAUUUGGGAUGGAAAAUACUGUCGGUGAUUUUGGCUGGAAACAUUCUGACAGUCGUUUGGGAUGGAGAAUGCUGAAAGUGAUUUUUGGAUGGUAAAAAUUCUGAAGGUGAUUUGGGAUGGAAAAUCCUGUUGGUGAUUUAUUGGUGCAUCAGCGAAUGGGUGAGAUGUUUGGUAAACCAUUUGCAUGCUGGGUUCUGCCAAGCCAAUGUAAACUUUUUGGAUAAUUCGAUUCUUUUUUGACAAACACUGUUUAUUUUUAAUUUUUCCCAGCCAGUAAAAAAUGGUGCUUUUUAGAUGACACACACGGCAAUUCAUGUUUUCAAACCGAUUAUUUUUUGUUCGAUAAAAUAUUUGGAAUGUUGGUGAAUAUAUAUAUGUUUAACAUGUCUGAAAUUGAAUGUUGUAAAGACAUGAUGAAGCUGAGUCCCUUUUAUAUAUUUAACUUUUUUGAGAGAAAAGAAAGGCAGAAGGUUUUUAAGACGCUUUAUUUCGACGAUGUUGCUCUUGUUUGUGAAUACCGGAUUACACAGGAUAAAGGGACAUGAUUUAA